Etheostoma spectabile (orangethroat darter) is the source of this 2040-nucleotide messenger RNA. It is a transcript of the gene ehd4, whose product is annotated as EH-domain containing 4. Lineage: Eukaryota; Metazoa; Chordata; Actinopteri; Perciformes; Percidae. Gene Ontology annotation, cellular component: plasma membrane; cytoplasm. Gene Ontology annotation, molecular function: protein binding; GTP binding. The record is from RefSeq and is a predicted model, not a curated record. Gene Ontology annotation, biological process: endocytosis; endosomal transport.
ACACACACACACACACACACACACACACAGAGGAGGCAGUGUGUUCACAGCAGAGCAGCGGAGACUCCCAGGUGCCACACACACACACGCACACACACUGGCACGCACGGCCACACGCACGCGCGCGCUCAGUGUGAAGGACGAACGGAGCAAAGGAGACGAAAACAACCGGAACAUUUGGAAACAUCGAAACAGGGAAGUGCGACUCGAGCGCGUGGCUUUGAGCGGAGACGGGUCGUCGGCAGCAUGUUCAGCUGGGUGAAGCAGGAGCAAGGUGGACGCAACAAGGACGGAGAGAUGUACCAGACGGUGACGGAGGGACUGCAGAGCCUCUACCUGAAGAAGCUGCUCCCGCUGGAGGAGACCUACCUCUUCCAUGACUUCCACUCCCCGGCCCUGGAGGCGGCCGACUUCCAGAGCAAGCCCAUGGUGCUGCUGGUCGGCCAGUACUCCACCGGCAAGACCACCUUCAUCAGGUACCUGCUGGAGCAGGACUUCCCGGGGAUGCGGAUCGGUCCGGAGCCGACCACCGACGGCUUCAUCGCCGUGAUGUACGGAGAACGAGGCGUCGUCCCCGGCAACGCUCUGGUGGUCGACCCCAAGAAGCCGUUCAGGAAGCUCAACGCCUUCGGGAACUCCUUCCUCAACAGGUUUAUCUGCUCUCAGAUGCCCAAUCAGGUUCUUCAGAGCAUCAGCAUCAUCGACACUCCCGGCAUCCUGUCAGGAGAGAAGCAGCGGAUCAGCAGAGGCUACGACUUUGCGGAGGUGCUGCGGUGGUUCGGGGAGCGCGUGGACCGGAUCAUUCUGCUGUUCGACGCCCACAAACUGGACAUCUCGGACGAGUUCUCCGAGGCCAUCCGGGCCUUCAGGGGCCAGGACGACAAGAUCCGAGUGGUCCUCAACAAGGCGACACAGGUGGACACGCAGCAGCUGAUGCGGGUGUACGGCGCCCUCAUGUGGUCGCUGGGGAAAGUGAUCAACACGCCCGAGGUGGUGCGGGUCUACCUGGGCUCGUUCUGGGCCAAACCUCUGCAGAACACCGAGAACAGGUCAGACCCCCCCCCCCCCCCCACAAACCUUACUCCAGUCUCUCAAAACAUCCCUAGAUAUUGUCUGUUACGAAGGAUUGAAGACUGUCUGGUUUGGUCCGUGCAGGUGCAGGCGUACAUCAUCAGCUACCUGAAGAAGGAGAUGCCGUCCCUGUUCGGCCGGGAGAAGAAGAAGGAGGAGCUGAUCAUGAGGCUGCCGGAGAUCUACACCAUCCUGCAGAGGGAGCACCACAUCAGCGCCGGGGACUUCCCCAGCGUCACCAAGAUGCAGGACAUGCUGCAGCACUACGACUUCAGCAAGGUUCCCGUCCCUGAAGGUGAAGCUGGUCGAAGGUCCGUGGACAAGAUGCUGGCGACGCGGAUCGCCGGCCUGAUGUCCAUGAUCCGGGACGAGGAGUCCCGCCAGCCGCCGCCGGGGGUUUCGGGCGGCGCCUUCGAGGGCUCCCGGGACGGGCCCUUCGGCCACGGCUACGGCGAGGGCGUCAGCGCCGGCGCCGACGCCGAGGACUGGAUCAUCGGCCGCGAGAAGCACCGCUACGACGAGAUCUUCUACAUGCUGAUGCCCGUCAACGGCAAGAUCAGCGGCGUCAACGCCAAGAAGGAGAUGAUGAGCUCGCGGCUGCCCAGCACCGUGCUGGGCCGGAUCUGGAGGCUGGCGGACUGCGACGCCGACGGCAUGCUGGACGACGAGGAGUUCGCCCUGGCGCAGCACCUCAUCAAGAUCAAGCUGGAGGGCUACGAGCUGCCGGCCACGCUGCCCCCCCACCUGGUGCCCCCGUCGCACCGCAAGACCACCACCGACACCGGGGUCGGGGCCGGGUACAACCACAGCGAGGACUAGCACGCACAUGCAAAAACACACGCAGGCACACACACGCAGACACAUGCAGACACACACACACACACACACACACACAGACACAUGCAGACACAUGCAGACACCACACACACACACACACACACACACAUGCAGACACAUGCAGACACACAC